AUGGGGCACUACCUCAACCACAGCUACACCGAGCAUCUCGCAGCCAAACCCGAAGUUGUACCACGGAUUAACCGCGGCAUUUCUACGACGCCUCAGGCGGCAACAUUUGGCCCUGUGUCCAACAAGGAACCCUCAAGCAUCCAGCUCGGCAAAGCAUCCAGAACAAUAUGGCCGUUGGAUGACGUCGUCGCUACCACUGUGAGCCAGGCCCAACCCAGCAGAAAUGGCCUAGGCGGCCGUUGA
Exserohilum turcica Et28A is the source of this 243-nucleotide messenger RNA. RefSeq lists its product as uncharacterized. Bases 1 to 243 code for a protein of 80 amino acids. The record is from RefSeq and is a predicted model, not a curated record. The transcript is spliced from 2 exons. Lineage: Eukaryota; Fungi; Ascomycota; Dothideomycetes; Pleosporales; Pleosporaceae.